UCAGUGUGAGCGAUGCGGCUGCAUCAGGACCACUUGCCAAGCCUCUCUGGUCACAUGUCACAACUCCACCUCGUACGUCCAGAGCCGACUGAAGCGCACCAGACAGCAGACACUUGAGGAAUGGCCUCCGCCGGGAAUGAGUCCUCCCCAACCAGAAACCUGACCAAUCAGUUCGUGCAGCCGCUGUGGCGCAUCGGCCUGUGGUCGGUGGCUUACAGCACGGUGCUGGCAGUGGCCGUUUUUGGAAACUUGAUUGUGAUUUGGAUUAUCCUGGCGCACAAGCGGAUGAGAACCGGCACCAAUUAUUUCCUGCUGAACUUGGCUUUCUCCGAUGUUUCCAUGGCUGCUUUCAACACGCUCAUCAACUUCAUCUACGCGGCUCACGGAGAGUGGUACUUCGGAGAGGUGUACUGCAGGUUUCACAACUUCUUCCCGGUCACUGCGGUGUUCGCCAGCAUCUACUCCAUGACCGCCAUCGCCAUCGACAGGUACAUGGCCAUCAUCCAUCCCCUGAAGCGCCGUCUGUCGGCGAAGGCCACCACCGGAGUCAUCGUCUGUAUCUGGAGUCUGGCCGUGGUUCUGGCCUUCCCUCUCUGCUACUUCUCCACCACCCGGACCCUCCCCCGCAGGACCGUCUGCUACGUGGCCUGGCCCCGCAUGGCCGACGACCCCUUCAUGUAUCAUAUCAUAGUCACUGUUCUGGUCUACGUGCUGCCCCUAGUGGUGAUGGCCAUCACUUACACCCUCGUGGGCGUGACUCUGUGGGGAGGGGAGAUCCCGGGAGACUCAUCAGACAACUAUCACGGACAGCUCAGGGCUAAAAGGAAGGUGGUAAAGAUGAUGAUCAUUGUGGUGGUGACCUUUGCCCUCUGCUGGCUGCCCUAUCACGUCUACUUCAUUGUAACCGGUCUCAACAAGCGUCUGAGCAAGUGGAAGUACAUCCAGCAGGUUUACCUGUCAGUGCUGUGGCUGGCAAUGAGCUCCACCAUGUACAACCCCAUCAUCUACUGCUGCCUCAACAGCAGGUUCCGGGCAGGCUUCAAGCGGGUUUUCUGCUGGUGUCCCUUUGUCCAGGUUUCAAGCUACGACGAGCUGGAGCUGCGAAGCACGAGACUUCGCCCGGGUCGCCAGAGCACCAUGUGCACCCUCACUCGGGUCGACGCCGUCAUCCUCAGCAAAGACAAGAGCACUUGUUCACAUGGACGCAGGUCAAGACACAACUCUGAGCCUAAUAAUAAAGACAAUUAGUAUAUAUUUGUAUAUGCCAAUUAAAAAUACAAGUAAAUACUUUGUAAUCAUCAUAUACUUUAAGCUGCUUUUGUUAGACAUAUAUUUAAUGCCAACAGAU
Gasterosteus aculeatus aculeatus (three-spined stickleback) is the source of this 1348-nucleotide messenger RNA. RefSeq names its product tachykinin receptor 3-like (gene tacr3l). Gene Ontology annotation, cellular component: plasma membrane; sperm midpiece. Gene Ontology annotation, molecular function: tachykinin receptor activity. The record is from RefSeq and is a predicted model, not a curated record. Gene Ontology annotation, biological process: positive regulation of flagellated sperm motility; G protein-coupled receptor signaling pathway. NCBI's taxonomy places the organism in Eukaryota, Metazoa, Chordata, Actinopteri, Perciformes, Gasterosteidae.